AUGUCCGCAAGUUUUUCACGCCGAGUUCGACGCCGGUUCUCGCGGGAGUCAAAAUACUCUGGGGAGCAUCGUAUCGCCUUUCCGUUUUCACUCAAAUCAAAACCAAGUACCGUCAAGACAGAGAAUGAGUUGGCGAUCUUUCAAGAUGCGGGAAGCAGUCUGAUGAACGCGCGAGCAUAUGAUAGCGAUGCGCAAUGUGUUGGAUCUCCACAACAUAUCAAGAGUGCAAAUGGAUCACCGAGUCCAGGCUCACGCAGGAUGGGACAAAACAACAUGUCGCAAAGCAGUCGAGAGUUCGACAACAUCCCACGUUUGAAGAAUGGAAGUGGGCAGAACUCCCCAGGCUCUCAGCGUGGUAACUUUGGCGGAUAUCCUUCAUCUACUCCACAUGGAAGUAUGAGAGGGCAUCUUGGUCAAAAUGAUGCAAGAUUGGCGGCCAGAGUCGCAGGUAAUCAAUCGACAACUUCGCUCAAUACCCAGCGUUCAGAUGAACUCGGCAACUUCGCCAGAUCCCAUCCGCAUCUCCACCCCAGUCAAGAGCAUCUGACUCCACCCACCCACGAAGUCAAUCGACGCCAAGGCGCAUUUUUGACUGGGAGUGGCGAGAACUUACAGAACUUGGUAGUUGAUUGGGCGAAAUACAUGGACUCGUCGGCCAAUGGUCCGCGCAAUGUGUCUUCAGAGUCGCUCGGUAGACAGUCGCCCCAGAUCAUGAAACCCAAGAGAGACAGGCUCGUCAGCACACCGACACGUUCGGAAGCACGUGUGCCAAAUCUGAGCGAUCUGGAUCUCUCGCAUAGGGCAAAAGCGUCAAACUUGACCUCAGGGCCUCCGUCAGCCAAUGCGUCGAUCACCGAGUUACCUCGAGCGGGCAGGUAUGGACUGCCCAUGGUCUCAUCGGAGAAUGUCCAAUCAAGUAUGAGAUCUGGAUCCUCGACCAUUGUCGGCCCUGAAACUCCAGUCCAAUCCACGCCUCACUUUCGUGAUGUGUCUUCGUUUUACUCACGACAAAGUGAUGAAGUAUUUGGGAGUGCAUCUACUGGAAUCCACUCACUCAGGGCACAUGCUGCAAAUGUCAUGGAGAGCUUGCCUAAUAUCCAAGGAAGACUGGUUGGCGACAGUGGAAACAUGGGGAAUGCACCAGCAGCUUCCGACCAGGUUACCGAAAACAAAUUUGACCCUCAUCAGGGUGCCAUUACUCCGAAGUCUGCCGAAGGUUAUAUAACACCAGUCACAAACGAAGGUAUGCGAAGGGUCAGCCCCGGGUGGAUGACUGGGGGUCGCCGGAUGGGAUAUGGUUACACCCUGGUAGACAGCGACGAAGCGUCUUCACGGCAGGACGGAAUGGAUGAUGCACAGCAAGCAAACGCAGCCUACGGCCGCCAAGCAUCCGGGUCAGCGACUGGUGUUGUGAGCAAAUAUGGGAUGAACGGAAGCGUCAGACAGCGAACGAGCCUCCAAUCCCCGGUUCAAACAUCGGCCUCCAAUGGGGCUUCCAAGACAAACAGCAGUCGCCACUCGCCUAGCAAAGUACCCACCAAUCCGAAGGAUGAGUCUAUUGCAUCACCCAUAAAGUGGGCGAAGACAAAAAGAAACUCACUCCGAGAUCACGGCCAUGCACCUCUCGCGGUGGAUCUUGCAAGCGAAGGCAUGUUCCUUGGUAAUGUGCGCAGUGGGGGUGUCCAAUCCUUGCAGCAACAUCAACACAUGACCCCUACCAGGGUAGACUAUGUUGAAGAUGACGGCAACUUCGCGAGUCGAUGGUCGCGAGGUAGCUUAUCGUCAAAAAGGCAGUCCCAAUCUCACAAAAAGAAUGACACAGGUGACAGACGCGAAUCAUAUGCUCCCGAGAUCUCCCCAACCCCAAACCGCCGCUUCUCGAUGGAUCAGAGCAACCGUCGCCCAUCCGUAUACUUUGAUCCAGCAAGCCAGAGGAGCGCGGAUAAAUUGAACGGGCAGCCUUCUCGAUCUCGUAGCGGUCGAUGGAUUUUGAGAUUCUCUCGGAUACGGGACAGCAGAAGACGCUCAUCCAAGCCCCCGAAAGAGCCCUCCCCAGACUCAUCCGCGGAUUACGAGGAGUGUGAAUCGAACGGCCACGGGGGAGCCGACUCCUUCAGAAGCGACGUUGCAGCUGACUUGGCCAAUGAGUAUCAGGAGUGCAUUCAAAUGCCUGGGGCGUUUUAUGGCAGCGGAUGGGCGAGUCGAACAAGUCUCAUUGUUGAUGCCGAGUAG
Penicillium brevicompactum is the source of this 2232-nucleotide messenger RNA. RefSeq lists its product as uncharacterized. The transcript has a single exon. The record is from RefSeq and is a predicted model, not a curated record. Lineage: Eukaryota; Fungi; Ascomycota; Eurotiomycetes; Eurotiales; Aspergillaceae. The coding region runs from base 1 to 2232 and encodes 743 amino acids.